Messenger RNA from Pogona vitticeps (central bearded dragon), 1880 nucleotides. RefSeq names its product transient receptor potential cation channel subfamily A member 1. Gene Ontology annotation, biological process: intracellular signal transduction. NCBI's taxonomy places the organism in Eukaryota, Metazoa, Chordata, Lepidosauria, Squamata, Agamidae. Gene Ontology annotation, molecular function: protein binding. The record is from RefSeq and is a predicted model, not a curated record.
CCGACACAGGAGCAGACUCCCCAAAAUCCCUCUCUUCUCCUUCAGCGGGGGCAACUCUAGUGAGAUCGCCACGCUAAGGACUUCAGCCCACCCUUUGGAAAGACGGGAGGCAAAAAACAACCAGCAACCCCCUUCCUCUCCGUCGGGAGAGGACUUUUUUUUUGCCGGGUGGGGGGGAAGCAUGACGCGAUGCCGACGCCGCUUCAGCGUCCAGAAGGGACUACAACUCCCAGCCGCCCUCGCCUCGGCGAUGGCUGCCUCCGUCGUCUCGCCGAGCAAAGAGCCGGCUCGGAGGUGGAAGGGCUGCCCGACCUAGCUCCGCACCGAGCCCAACCUUGAUGCAGAUCCUCUCCAUGCUAUUGAGGCCUCUCCAUGUGGACAGAAGGCCUCUGCUCCAGUGGCAAGAUGGGCUUCUACAUCAGUUCCCUCUCCAGAGCACCGUAUGGGAACAGGGUCCCCCCAGAGUCCUCGCGUCCCCCGGCCAAGCGGUACCAGGCGGCACCCAGCUACAACUACAGGUGGACUGAGCUGCACUAUGAGGCCAGCCGGGGAAAUGUGGAGAAGCUGAAGCAACUUCUGCUAACUUCAGGCAGGGAGCUGGUAGACAAGAAGGAUUAUUAUGGGAAGACCCCGCUCUAUUGGGCAGCCUACAAGGGGCAGAAGCACACCGUGGAGCUGCUGCUGCAGCACGGUGCCAACGUCAACACCUGCUGCAAACACGGAGGGACCCCUCUUCAUGCAGCCAUCGGGCUCUUCCCGGACUGCACCCUGCUGCUGAUCCAGCAUGGUGCAGACGUGAACCUGCAGGACAACUGGGGGGUGACCCCCAUGUAUCUGGCGGCGUGCAGCGGACAAACAGAGUGUAUCCGGUUGCUGGUGCAGGCGGGCGCGUGCAUCUCCUACAGGAACAAGAGGACUGGAGUCCCUCCCAAGCGCCUCGUGGCACAGCCGGCCCUGAUCGCCUGGAUGGAGGCUUGCCGCCGGCAACCCCCUUCCCUCAAGCACCUCAGCCGCCUAUCUGUCCGAACUGCCCUUGGCCACAGGAGGCUCCGAGCCAUCAGGGACUUCGAUCUUCCUCCAGUGCUGAAGCAGUACCUUAUGUUUGAGGACCUGACUCUGCCAGAUGUCUCGUAGCAGCUCUGCCAACCAUGAAGAUCCCAGACACGUUGGUCGGCAUCCUCCCUCAGCGGGUGCCUUUGCUGCCUUUUUGUCUGUCCGGAAGCUGAUCUUUGUCUUUCAGGUGGGGUGCCGGCAUCAUCCCACGUGGAACUUGGGCAGAAGAGUAUCCGUAACUCGAUCUGGCCAGGGACUUAUUGCGCUUGGCCCCAACCACAUCUGGCCAGAUGCUGCUGAGAAACUUGUGACCUAGGCUUGAAGAUAUUACCUUGUGUCCUUUGUUUUGCUCCCCGUCUUCUGUCAUCUGAGGUAUCCUGCUUCUGGAAUCAGGUUCCAUUUUGCUGUCUGGAAAGAGGGCAGGUGGGAAAUUUUUCGCCAAGGAAGGGAAAUGAUUCAUUCUUUCCAGUGACUAGAAGAGGAAAUGGAGCCCCUGCCAGAGGUUGGGAGUUUCGAGUCCCCACUGUGGCUCCUUGACAGGAGCUGUACUGGCUGAUCCAUAGCGUCCGUUCCAGCUGUACAGUAAUAAUAUUAUUGUUAUUAUUAUUCAAAAAUACCAGACACAAUCAAUCAAAAUUAUAAAAAUAUUGAUUGCUAUUAUUUAACAGAUACAAGUUUUAACCAAAAACCUUAGUAUCUGUUAAAUAUUGGCACAGUAUGUAUGCGGUUCCUAGUCCUGGUGUUUUUUGUAACUCUCGUGGUGUUAUUUCUGAGAUCUGCAACCGCUUAUAAUACUGUGUGAAAUUUCUUGAUACUGAUCCCAAAGC